Molecule: messenger RNA, 583 nt
Organism: Vicia villosa (hairy vetch)
Lineage: Eukaryota; Viridiplantae; Streptophyta; Magnoliopsida; Fabales; Fabaceae
Exons: 2
Coding region: 45-407 (120 amino acids)
Source: RefSeq, a predicted model, not a curated record
AGCUAUGAAAAGAAAAAUAAAACAAGUGAAGAAAAUAGCAACCAAUGGGUUAUAUGGUAAGAAAAAUACAAGCUUUUUUUGUAAUCUCAAACUCACGCAUUGUUUCCAUCAAUUCAAUGGCAGAAACGGAACCCAAACCAAAAGGUUCGCUUUCAGAAAAUGAUGUGAAAUCUCCAAACAUUCUUGAGCGAGCUAAGGAGGAAAUUAAAGCGGUGUUCAAAGAUGACAAAUCGCCUCGCCACCACAAAGAAACCCAUGGGAGAAACGAUGACAUUGAUGAGCGAACUUCUGUCGAAGAAGUGAAAGCUCCGAGUGUUUUUGGAAGGAUGAAAGAGGAGAUUGAAGCUGUAGUUGAAGCCAUUCAUCCCAAGAAAGAAUCUGACACUAAAGACUCUCCAUCAAAGUGAUCAUAGCUAUUAGCUAGAAAGGAUGUACCUUUAAAUUUUGUAACAAAGAGUAUGUAUCAACCUUGUACUCUCAAUGAUGUUAACCAUCAAAACUACUAUGUUUGCUCUGUCUAUUUUUUGUUGUUGUCAAUGUUUCCUUUAGAUAUGAAAAGUAAAGUAUUCUUCUUUUCCAUGGA